GAGUCUGAAUUCACGCUCACUUGGCUCUCUCAUUGCGAGUAGACUUUUCCACCACCUUCUUCUUCCGCAGCCUUUCUUUUCCUCUCGCACGAGUACAACAAAACUUUACAAAGAGCUAAUCCUGAUCAAUUCUUGGUGGGAGAAAGAACUCGUCGUGUGCACCGAUUCAGCGUUUCUCCAAUCCUCAUACGUACUCUUACAAGCUUAUAAGUUAUACAAAAUUAUAAAACUGACUUAAAAUCGGCUAAACUUUUAGGAAUAAAAAAUAUUUGUAAUAAUUUUAUUGUCAAAGUUAGAGUUUUCUCCAGCUUAUUAUACAAAAUAAUUAUACAAGUUAAGAUCUGUACACGAAAUCGUUAGCGCUAAUAUUAACAUCUUUGUGCAAUAGUAACUUGAAAUUCGAGUGACAAUCUCAGUGACCACUUUUUUGGAACAUAAUCACAAACAAGCAACGACAAUAAGCCGAUUGACACCUACAUCAAUCAAAAGCGUGUGUAAGCGGAUUAUUAUAACUUUUUCCUGAACCUUUUGCCCGAUUAUCACGGUUUAAGGAGUCGUAAUUGUCGUCCCGAUAAGAGGCCUUGAGACAUUUGACUACGUCAUUAGAAGGAAACUGAAAUAGUAACAGCAAGUUUUGUGACAAACACGGUUUUCCCUGAAAACUGGAGCGACUGAAUUUGGCGAAUUGAGAGCACCUGCUCCUGGCGAGUGAGACACAGGAGUGAUGAGACAUUGAUAAGAGUAAAGAGGCAAUAAAAGCGUGUGAAAAAAAUCCCAGUGCAGUUAAACCACGGACCGUGAAAUGAUAAACGAGAUUAAACUCUUCCUAAUUUGCAUUUCAACCCUUUGUCUUAGCUGAGUUAAUCAAUUCAGGUGGAAAAUCAGCAAGGAAUGAAUUAUUACCUUUUUUGCCAAACAAUUACUAUUACUCACUUUUUUAAACUGUGUGAAUCUUCACAAACACGCUAUUUAUGAGCUGUAAUUGUGUUUUGUAAAAUUUUAUGGAGCAAUAACGAUUGAAGCUGAAAUGUACAACAAAACAUCAAGUUAGAAGCUUGACAAGGCGACAUCAGAAGUUAAAGAUUUCAGAUUUUAUGGAUCUGUUAAUCUACAUUAGCAAAACAUACCAUCAUUGUAUCCUACUGAUAAUAAAGAUUCAAAGGUGAGUGGUUCCUCUGACGUCGGACUUAAUGCUAACCUUCGACCUGUCAUCCCCUCCCUCAAUGUGCUCACCCAACUUUCGGAAUUUCAAUUCGGACAGAUUUAAAUCCUCUGCUGCUGGACACUUUUCCUCUUCCUCCUCAUCUUCCCAGAUAAGCCCCACGGCCAGUGCAACGGACUACUACGCCAACUCAUCAUCCUCGAAAAUGAAUUCACGGUUUGCUUUCUCUCAUCACCCAGCACACUCACAUCUUCACCAAAAUCCAACACCAUCCGACAUGACGCUGGGAACCUCCAACAAUAAUAACCACAACUCUGGAGCUAGCAACAAUUCCUGUCAAAGCAAUGAACUCUGGUCAACCGCCCCCUCCGCCGCAGCCGCCGCGGCAGCCGUUUUACAAUCUCACCAUUCAAACACUCAUCAUCACUUUGGUUCCUCCAACUCCCCAAUUUCCUCAGCCACGACGAUGACUACGAGUCCAGCCAAUAGUACAAAUAGCACAGGAUCAGGGGGGUCGUCAGCAUCCUCGGCCGGAGGUGGUGGGGGGAACGCAGGCUGCUACUCACCCUCCUACUUGUACCCGUACGGGGCAAUGUGGAGACAUCAUUAUGACACCACGCUCACCCGCAGCCAUCAUUACGACAUGACUUCGGGAUUUUGUGGCACACCCAAUUUCUCAGCCACCGCCCUCAAUCAUCAUGCGGCCGCUGUCGCACACGCUGCCCAUCAUCCCCCAUCCCUUCACCACCACCAGCAUGGAGCAGGUGGAGGGUCUCACGGUCACAUGGGGAUGGCGAAUUUGGGAGGCUCGGCGACAAAUCCAGCUGUGGCGCUCACGGCUGCUGCUGUCUUGGACACGACUUGCUUUUUGGGUCAGGGAUGGACCCCAGCAGGACUCAAUGAAGCUCGAGAAUGUGUAAACUGUGGUUCGAUAUCAACGCCCCUUUGGCGCAGGGACGGAACAGGGCACUACUUGUGUAAUGCUUGCGGAUUAUACCAUAAAAUGAACGGCAUGAACAGACCACUGAUAAAACCAUCUAGGCGAAUGGCCACCUCCAGACGACUGGGCUUAUGUUGCCAAAACUGUGGCACGACAACUACAACGCUGUGGAGGAGGAAUAACGAGGGGGAACCAGUUUGCAACGCAUGUGGCUUAUACUUUAAACUUCACGGUGUGAAUCGGCCCCUGGCAAUGCGUAAGGACGGAAUACAAACUCGAAAGCGGAAGCCAAAAUCGAAAGCCUCGGCCCUUGCGCUGCAUCACCAUCAGCAGCAACAACAGCAGGCGGCGGCGGCGGCGCAACAACAACAGGUCUCGGCGACCAAAGCGCUACUUCAUCAGUCGAAUGGACUAAACAAUAACAACAAUCACACAAACAACAACAAUUUGAACAAUAACCAUCUGUCGCACCACCACCUCCAAUCUCCACAUAACACUCAUCACCAUCAGCUCCACAUCCAUAGUUCCAGCAACAAUGGAUAACAAAUUAAAAUGUAAUCUGUCGUGUAUUUAUUCAUCUUAUUUAUUUUGCGAUCCCUCGUUUUUUUAGUACAACAAGUUGUAUAAAUCUUGCAUGAAUGUAGAUUAAGACUUUGUGUUAUUUUGUGAGUAUUUGUGAUCCUUGACGUUAUUAGGACGUACUUAUUUCAGAAGACGAGGUCUGUGAAUAGAAUUAUUUCGACAGCGAAAUUAGAUUGUACUUAACAGUUACCCAUUAACUUUAGGUACGUAAACAUAUGACAAAUAAGGAUUUGUCACGAAUUAGCAUCCCAAAACAAAGAAUCUCAGAAGCAGAGUUGAUUGUAGUUAGAGCUGCCGAUUAUGUAGGAAAUCGUAUUAACUGCGAGUGCGUAGGCGACCAGCGAUCUGGACGGGUGCAAUAUUUUAAUCACAAUAAUCAGCCUGGCAAUUAUACCAUUAGUCACUUAAAUAAUCAAUCGUAUUUAUUACAUAUUAUGAAUAUUAUUACUAAAAGUGCAAGCUAAAUAUAUUUAUUGGCUUGAGUGUAAAUGAUUGUAAUCUUAUUUUACUCCCGGUUAAAAGUAAAUUUUCACGCAUAAGAGAAUGGCGACUAUUUAGUGUAUUGCAUAGAUAUGUACUUAUCGUUAGAAGCCAUAAUUUAUCGCACUGCCUUGUAAUUCUGUAAACAUAAUGCUUUUGUAUUUUACCUUAUGACCUAAUAUAUUUUACUGACUAUCAAGUGAAAAACUUAUCGUAGUAGUUUAAAUUGUAUUUAAUCGCUGUUUGACAAGUUUUUCAUUUGCAUAAUGUAAAUAUUGAUGAAAUAAAACUUGCUAUGAUAAUAAUGAUUUAA
Molecule: messenger RNA, 3477 nt
Organism: Folsomia candida
Lineage: Eukaryota; Metazoa; Arthropoda; Collembola; Entomobryomorpha; Isotomidae
Product: transcription factor GATA-4
Exons: 11
Coding region: 1191-2645 (484 amino acids)
Biological process (GO): positive regulation of transcription by RNA polymerase II; negative regulation of transcription by RNA polymerase II; cell fate commitment
Molecular function (GO): zinc ion binding; DNA-binding transcription factor activity, RNA polymerase II-specific; RNA polymerase II cis-regulatory region sequence-specific DNA binding
Source: RefSeq, a predicted model, not a curated record